UCAUAAAACGUCUAUGCACCAAGCAUUAAUACUUCUUUUCCCCGCCAAACCGAAAAAAACAAGGAGUCUUCUCUUUUUCGACUAAACGACACGCCCUUUCGCAUUAUUGGAAGAAAAAACGCGAACAUGAUGUCAAAAGACGGGCUGUUUAGCGCGAUCCCGACGACCUGCGUCGUCCUGAACGGCAGAGGAUUCGUCGGAAGAUCGCUGGUGUCUCGCUUGUUGAGACUCGGCAACUGGAUCGUCCGAGUCGCCGACUCCGCUCACUCUCUCCAGCUCGACUCCUCCGAGUCCGACUCGCUCCUCGCCGAUGCUAUAUCCUCCAGCCGCGCUGAGUAUCGGCAUGUCGAUGUUCGCGAUGUGUCUCAGAUCAAACGAGCUUUUGAAGGUGCUUCUGUUGUUUUCUUUAUGGAUAGCAGCGGUUUGGACAUGAGUGAUUUCUACAAUUGCUACAUGGUCAUAGUUCAAGGGGCAAAAAAUGUUAUCAAUGCUUGUCGAGAGUGUCGAGUUAGACGGCUUAUAUACAACAGUACUGCAGAUGUAGUGUUUGAUGGUUCACAUGAUAUUUAUAAUGGAGAUGAAUCCUUAACAUGCCAUUGGAAAUUUCAGGAUAUGAUGUGUGACCUGAAGGCUCAAGCAGAAGCUCUAGUCCUGCUUGCUAACGAUAUUGAUGGCCUUCUGACAUGUGCUCUUCGUCCUAGCAAUGUUUUUGGACCAGGAGAUAAACAGUUUGUACCUUUUCUAGUGAAUUUAGCCAAAUACGGUCGGGCAAAGUUUAUUUUAGGAAAUGGUGAAAAUAUGUCGGACUUCACCUAUGUUGAGAAUGUUAGUCAUGCUCAUAUUUGUGCAGCUGAAGCACUUGAUUCACGAAUGGUCUUUGUGGAUGUGGCUGGAAAGGCGUUUUUCAUCACUAAUCUCAAGCCUAUGAAGUUCUGGGAAUUUGUAUCACUUAUAUUGGAAGGCUUAGGAUAUCAAAGACCGAUUAUAAGACUUCCUAUUCGUUUGGUUUGGUAUAUUUUCUUGCUUGUCAAAUGGACACGUCAUAGUUUGGGCUUGAGAUCACAUAACCAUCCUCUGUCGGCAUUUUACUUUGUUCAAUUAGCCACACAUACCAGGACAUUUGAUUGCACUUCUGCGCAAAAACAUAUUGGAUACUCACCAAUUGUCUCCCAGGAAGAGGGUGUCUCUUCAACUAUUGAAUCAUUCUCUCACUUGGCCAAGGACUCACCUUUAGCGCAUUACAGUGACUUAAAUGAACAAUCAAAAGUAGAAAAUCUGCUAGGCGGUGGGAAAGUGGCUAGAUAUCAAAUUGAUAGGCACAACAAAACUGUUCCAGUUGCAGACAUUUUGCUUUGGAGAGAUGAGAAGCAAUCAUUUACAUACUUUCUUGCACUGGUUCUGUUGUUUUACUGGUUUUUCCUUUCUGGAAGAACUUUUAUCUCAUCUGCAGCCAACCUUCUAUUAUUGGUCUCAAUUGUGCUUUUUGGAUAUGGCUUCUUACCGUCAAACAUAUUUGGUCUCAAAGUUCCAAGUAUACCUUUGUCUAGUUUUGAGGUCUCAGAAACUCCAUUAAAAAAUUCAAUUGCAACAAUAGCAUUUCUUUGGAACUGGGCUAUUUUGAAUUUAAGAACAUUGGCAAAAGGAGAUGAUUGGAAGAACUUCAUCAAGGUUCUACUUAAACUUUAUCUUGCCAAACUGAUUCUUAUUUGGUCUUCUUUGACAGCUGUGAUAGCCGUAGCUCUGGUCUUCUCCUUCACCGCAUUCUUCAUUUAUGAGCAAUAUGAAUCAGAACUGGAUGGCCUAGCGAUGCUCCUUUUUAACUGUACAAAGCAAUUGAAAUCAUUGUUGACAUGCAACCUUCUGGCUCCUGUCGCAUCAUUUCUUUGUAAUUUGAGGAUAUUGCAUAAGCACAACACCCCCAAUGUGGUAAAAGAUAGGCAAUGACUCUUGGACUUGACAUAUUUCUCUGCUGAGUUUGAUACUGCUUGUACAUGAUCUGAUAGCUUUAUUAGGCAGGCUUUGUACACCUGGAAAAGAAUAGAAUAUAGACGGGUAUAUAUUCAUAUAGUGCAAAUUCAGUUUCAUUUUCUCAUCCAUUAAUACUAGUUGUGAAUGUUCUAUCUCUUAA
Mangifera indica (mango) is the source of this 2128-nucleotide messenger RNA. RefSeq names its product 3beta-hydroxysteroid-dehydrogenase/decarboxylase. The transcript is spliced from 13 exons. Lineage: Eukaryota; Viridiplantae; Streptophyta; Magnoliopsida; Sapindales; Anacardiaceae. The record is from RefSeq and is a predicted model, not a curated record. Gene Ontology annotation, biological process: steroid biosynthetic process. Bases 127 to 1944 code for a protein of 605 amino acids. Gene Ontology annotation, molecular function: 3-beta-hydroxy-Delta5-steroid dehydrogenase (NAD+) activity.